Chaetomium fimeti is the source of this 861-nucleotide messenger RNA. RefSeq lists its product as uncharacterized. Bases 95 to 748 code for a protein of 217 amino acids. Lineage: Eukaryota; Fungi; Ascomycota; Sordariomycetes; Sordariales; Chaetomiaceae. The record is from RefSeq and is a predicted model, not a curated record. The transcript is spliced from 2 exons.
CUGGAUCUCUCGGCACUACAACUCCUAACGAUCCGGCGCCUGCAAAGUAAGCUCGUGCGAGAAGCGUUGGAACACCGCUACCUUCCAGAAGGGGAUGAGGACCCGGCAUGGCUCAGCCCGGAGGCCGACUAUCGGAGUAGCACAAUGCGGCAGUAUGUACAUCAACACUGAUCUGUCUCUCGGACUAGUCGCGGCUCUCCAAGACUACGAUUACAUGGUCCAGCAAGCUCACAAAGGAAACGGCACGGAUCCUUUCCGUGUCAACAACGGUUCAACGCGCGGCUUCGCGCUGUUAGAGGAACAUCUCGAGUCGAUCCUGAAAUCGGAGCCGACGACUGCCGACACGUCCUCGGCACAAAGCAAUGGCAAAGUCCAUCCACACUUCAAUGCCAGAUCGGAUUUGGAGUACCUCCGCUGGAUCGGAAAGCCGAAGAAGGAUGUCGGACGCGAGAUCGCGGCCUUCCGAAGGUUCGUCUCCGCGGCUGAAUCGACUAUCAUGGGGUACUUGCACCGAUUGGGCGCCGGUCUGGCCGUGAGUAUGUUCUUGGUCGCGCCGAUGGUUAUCAUCAUCUUUGUCCCGCACCUAGACCGCGGGCGCGCAUCUGGUGUUGCUGCUGGCUUUACUUUUGUCUUUGCUAUGGCCGCGGCUUUCGUUCUCAGGGAGAUCUUGGGCGUCGUCUCAGCCACGGCGGCUUAUGCUGCCGUUCUGGUUGUUUUUGUCGCAGGGCAGCAAACGACUAUUCCCUGAGGCAGAGGGGUGAGAUCUACUUGCAUGUUGAGCAUCUUUUGUUGAUUGAAUAGGGAUCUAUCGGCCGGGUUUGUUGUAUUGAUCAUUAAAUGUACGAUCGGUGGCUUUGGGGU